Molecule: messenger RNA, 3380 nt
Organism: Tupaia belangeri chinensis (Chinese tree shrew)
Lineage: Eukaryota; Metazoa; Chordata; Mammalia; Scandentia; Tupaiidae
Gene: UBE3A
Product: ubiquitin protein ligase E3A
Biological process (GO): protein polyubiquitination; ubiquitin-dependent protein catabolic process
Molecular function (GO): ubiquitin protein ligase activity
Source: RefSeq, a predicted model, not a curated record
GUUAAAAAUCUCUAAGAGCCUGAUUUUAGAAUUCACCAGCUCAUCAGAAGUUUGGCGAAUAUGAGUUAUUAAGCCUACGCUCAGAUCAAGUUAGCAGCUAGACUGGUGUGACUGCCUGUUUUUAAUCAGUGACUCAAAGCUGUGAUCACCCUGAUGUCACCGAAUGGCCACAGCUUGUAAAAGAUCACCAGGAGAACCUCAGUCUGACGACAUUGAAGCUAGCCGAAUGAAGCGAGCAGCUGCGAAGCAUCUAAUAGAACGCUACUACCACCAGUUAACCGAGGGCUGUGGGAAUGAGGCCUGCACGAAUGAGUUCUGUGCUUCCUGCCCGACGUUUCUUCGUAUGGAUAACAAUGCAGCAGCUAUUAAAGCCCUCGAGCUUUAUAAGAUUAAUGCAAAACUCUGUGAUCCUCAUCCCUCCAAGAAAGGAGCAAGCUCCGCUUACCUCGAAAACUCAAAAGGUGUCCCUAACAACUCCUGCUCUGAGAUAAAGAUGAACAAGAAGGAAGGACAUGGGGCAAGAGUCGAUUUUAAAGAUGUGACUUACCUAACAGAAGAGAAGGUAUAUGAAAUCCUUGAAUUAUGUAGAAGAGAGAGAGAGGAUUAUUCCCCUUUAAUCCGUGUCAUUGGAAGAGUUUUUCUUAGCGCAGAGGCAUUGGUACAGAGCUUUCGGAAAGUCAAACAGCACACUAAGGGAGAACUGAAAUCUCUUCAAGGAAAGGAUGAAGACAAGGAUGAAGAUGAAAAGGAAAAAGCUGCAUGUUCUGCUGCUGCCACGGAAGAUGACUCGGAAGCGUCUUCGUCACAGAUAGGCGAUUCCUCCCAGGGAGACAGCAGUGCACAGAAACUGGGCCCUGACGAUGUUUCUGUGGACAUCGAGGCCAUUAGAAGGGUCUACACGAGAUUGCUGUCCAAUGAGAAAAUCGAAACUGCCUUUCUCAACGCACUUGUGUAUUUGUCACCUAAUGUGGAAUGUGACUUGACCUAUCACAAUGUGUACUCCAGAGAUCCUAAUUACCUGAAUUUGUUCAUUAUUGUAAUGGAGAAUAGAAAUCUCCACAGUCCUGAAUACCUGGAAAUGGCUUUGCCAUUAUUUUGCAAAGCAAUGAGCAAGCUGCCCCUUGCCGCCCAAGGAAAACUGAUUAGACUGUGGUCUAAAUACAGUGCAGACCAGAUUCGGAGAAUGAUGGAGACGUUUCAGCAGCUUAUUACUUACAAAGUCAUAAGCAACGAGUUCAACAGCCGAAACCUAGUGAAUGACGACGAUGCCAUUGUUGCUGCUUCAAAGUGCUUGAAAAUGGUUUACUAUGCAAACGUGGUGGGAGGGGAAGUGGACACGAACCAUAACGAGGAGGAUGACGAAGAGCCCAUUCCCGAGUCCAGUGAGUUGACACUGCAAGAGCUUUUGGGAGAGGAGAGAAGAAACAAGAAAGGUCCUCGCGUGGACCCACUGGAAACGGAACUCGGUGUUAAAACGCUAGACUGUCGGAAACCACUCAUCCCCUUUGAAGAGUUUAUUAACGAGCCGCUCAAUGAUGUUCUAGAAAUGGAUAAGGAUUAUACUUUUUUCAAAGUAGAAACAGAGAACAAAUUCUCUUUUAUGACGUGUCCCUUUAUAUUAAAUGCUGUCACAAAGAAUUUGGGAUUAUAUUAUGACAAUAGAAUUCGCAUGUACAGUGAACGAAGAAUCACUGUUCUCUACAGCUUAGUUCAAGGACAGCAGUUGAAUCCAUAUUUGAGGCUCAAAGUCAGACGUGACCAUAUCAUAGAUGAUGCGCUUGUCCGGCUAGAGAUGAUCGCCAUGGAGAACCCUGCAGACUUGAAGAAGCAAUUGUAUGUGGAAUUUGAAGGAGAACAAGGCGUUGAUGAGGGAGGCGUUUCCAAAGAAUUUUUUCAGCUGGUUGUGGAGGAGAUCUUCAACCCAGACAUUGGCAUGUUCACAUAUGAUGAGUCUACGAAGCUGUUCUGGUUUAACCCGUCGUCUUUUGAGACUGAGGGUCAGUUCACUCUGAUCGGCAUCGUCCUGGGCCUGGCGAUCUACAACAACUGCAUCCUGGAUGUGCACUUCCCCAUGGUGGUGUACCGGAAGCUGAUGGGCAAGAAGGGCACUUUUCGGGACCUAGGAGACUCGCACCCAGUCCUGUAUCAGAGUCUGAGAGACCUACUGGAGUACGAAGGGAGUGUGGAAGAUGACAUGAUGGUCACUUUCCAGAUAUCACAGACAGACCUUUUCGGUAACCCAAUGAUGUAUGAUCUCAAGGAAAAUGGUGAUAAAAUUCCAAUUACAAAUGAAAACAGGAAGGAAUUUGUCAGCCUGUAUUCGGACUACAUUCUCAAUAAGUCCGUAGAAAAACAGUUCAAGGCUUUUCGGAGAGGUUUUCACAUGGUGACCAACGAGUCCCCGUUGAAGUACUUAUUUCGGCCGGAGGAGAUUGAGCUGCUUAUAUGCGGAAGCCGGAAUCUCGAUUUCCAGGCACUGGAAGAAACCACAGAGUAUGAUGGUGGAUACAGCCGGGACUCCGUGCUCAUCAGGGAGUUCUGGGAGAUCGUCCACUCGUUCACAGACGAGCAGAAAAGACUCUUCCUGCAGUUUACAACGGGUACAGACAGAGCACCCGUGGGCGGCCUGGGGAAGUUAAAGAUGAUUAUAGCCAAAAACGGCCCCGACACAGAAAGGUUACCUACAUCUCAUACUUGCUUUAAUGUCCUUUUACUUCCGGAAUAUUCAAGCAAAGAAAAACUUAAAGAAAGAUUGUUGAAGGCCAUCACGUAUGCCAAAGGAUUUGGCAUGCUGUAAAAACAAAAAAAGAAGAAGAAAUUACAAAUUUUAAUAAAUAUAAGAGGGAUAAGUUUGGUGGUGAUAGUGUCCAGUACGAAAAGGCUGUGCGACAGUGAACCGCAGCGGUCACCUCUGGCUGUCCUCCCUUCUCUGUUGGGGACAUGUGGGCUGGAGCAGAUUUCAGCUACAUAUAUGAACAAAUCCUUUAUUAUUAUUAUAAUUAUUUUUUUGCGUGAAAGUGUUACAUAUUCUUUCACUUGUAUGUACAGAGAGGUUUUUCUGAAUAUUUAUUUUAAGGGUUAAAUCACUUUUGCUUGUGUUUAUUACUGCUUGAGGUUGAGCCUUUUUGAGUAUUUAAAAAAUAUACACCAACAGAACUACUCUCCCAAGGAAGACGUCCACCGUUUGUAGACCGUGUAACCUCCAGUAUGUGCUGUUCGUCCCUGUAUCCAACUCAAAUCAGGAGCUGUAUCUUUUUUUUAACGGUUUGCUUUUAAAACUUGAAGUCUUGCAAACAGUGUGAUGCAAUUACUGCUGUUCUAGCCCCAAAGCGUUUCUGUGCAAAAUCUUGAGAAUCAAUAAAGAUGGAAGGGAGAGCCUG